Messenger RNA from Pestalotiopsis fici W106-1, 288 nucleotides. RefSeq lists its product as uncharacterized. Lineage: Eukaryota; Fungi; Ascomycota; Sordariomycetes; Amphisphaeriales; Sporocadaceae. The record is from RefSeq and is a predicted model, not a curated record. Bases 1 to 288 code for a protein of 95 amino acids. The transcript has a single exon.
AUGAUCUAUGCGGACCUUGCCUUUACGACCUGGAAUGAUCGCUCUGAUGCCAUCUUGGAGUGCGCUCCCGAUGACAAGUUUAAAGGUUUCCCGCAUGUGCAAAACUGGCACGAGCGUAUGACCAGUCGCCCUUCGUGGGCAAAGGCCAUGGAAUCUCGCGCCAGACUUAUGGAUGAGCAGAGAUUGACGUGGACGGGAAUGCCAAAGGGAUUUAAUAGAUUGGAAGAAUGCCAAGAGCGGCUCAAGGCCAACGAUGAGACGGCGGCCAAUGCAGCUACAAAGAAGUGA